AUGGCACCUCUCCGACCUCUCCGACCUCUCCGACCUCUCCGCCUCUGGUGUGCCCUGCUUCUGGCCGUGGCUCCGGGAACUUCGCUCUGGAUCUCAGGCUUUCGACGUGCUGGAUCUCCUGGAGCUCGUGCACGCGUCGCGAGACAGCUCUUCAGCGAGAACCUCUUUUACCGCCGCAGCGACCGGCCAUUCUCAACCUGGUACGGCCCUCCCGUGGUCCCCGAUGAAGACAUCAAGCGGUACGUGGACCUGGUGCUGGCCGAUCCCAUGAGUCCAGUGAACGAUCCUGCUGUUCCCGACUUCAUCGAGCGUGAGGUGUAUUUUGUGGUAGUUCGCUUCGUCUUGCAGAUGGUCCAUUAUGCUUUUGGUGUUGUGGACCAACGGGCCCUGUUUGGACAGACACUGUACAUGCUGCAAUACCAGGACAAAGAGAACGUGGGCCUGCGUCCCGCAAACGUGGAGCUCACCCCCGAGAUGAUAAACUUCGCCAUGCGAGAGGUCGUGUUCCCAUCCAAGGGAGACAAAGCAAUCUUCAAUCCCGCAACAGACAGGAUUAUUUACAAAAACUCCGUCAAGUUUGCCUUGCGGCUGGUAAUUGACAUGGUCUCCUCCGUUCGGCUGUCUGCUUGUGGAUUACGAAUCCGCCUCGAUGUCUCCGCUGACCCCAAGACCGCACGCAAGUCGCUGAAGCAGGGCAGGCUGGAUCUCACGACGUUCGAAAAAACUUGCGCGCCCUUGAUUAAGGACUUGAUGGCACAACGGAGCCUGCCUCUGCCUGGUGGUUUGCAAGAGGCUCUCUACAAGAACCUCUUGCGCACUCUGGCCUUCUGUGCUGCAGCAGCUGUUGAAUCGUCUCAGCUCGACAUUUUCGGGAUUAGCGUGGAUCCCAAGCUGGGUAGAUAG
Symbiodinium natans is the source of this 903-nucleotide messenger RNA. NCBI's taxonomy places the organism in Eukaryota, Dinophyceae, Suessiales, Symbiodiniaceae. The record is from the annotation of a GenBank genome assembly.